Messenger RNA from Aspergillus ibericus CBS 121593, 2068 nucleotides. Its product is annotated as serine/threonine-protein kinase RIO1. The transcript has a single exon. Gene Ontology annotation, molecular function: ATP binding; protein serine/threonine kinase activity. Lineage: Eukaryota; Fungi; Ascomycota; Eurotiomycetes; Eurotiales; Aspergillaceae. Gene Ontology annotation, biological process: maturation of SSU-rRNA. The record is from RefSeq and is a predicted model, not a curated record. Gene Ontology annotation, cellular component: preribosome, small subunit precursor; cytosol. The coding region runs from base 35 to 1732 and encodes 565 amino acids.
AGCACACUCAGCAUUCCCAACCAUCAGUUCAGCCAUGGCAGCUUCAAACGCUGAUGCGCAAGCCUCGGGCUUGGCAGAUGGUCAGGAUCCGACGCACACCUACAUCCCCAACCAGGGUUAUGUGAACCCAGACGGCUCCCUCCCCACCAUGGCGGGGCAAGACUCUGCGGCGCAGGAAGACCAGGAGGAGGACGAUGACUACUACGAUGAUAUCUUCGAGGAAGAACUCGACGAGGAGGAUUUCAACUCAUCCAAUCCCGCCGAUCUCACCAAAUCCUACAACCGCCAGCGCAAAACGAACGAGCUGGCUGCCGACCCCAGUGCUCCCAAAUGGACGUACCCGAAGACCAACACACAGAAACCGGUGGUGAACACCCGCGCCUCGGUGGACGAUCAGGUCAAGUCUUUGACGAAGCAUGCGAACAAGAUCAAACUCGACGAUAUGCAAUCCGGCCUCGCGACCCGAGGUGAUCGCGGUGGUGACAGGGCCGACCGCGCCACCUCCGAGCAGGUGCUGGAUCCCCGCACCCGUAUGAUCCUGCUUCAGAUGAUCAACCGCGAGAUUGUCUCCGAGAUCCACGGAUGUCUGUCGACGGGUAAAGAGGCCAACGUCUACUACUCCAUCUCCUACCCUGAGAACGAGGACACCCCUCUGCACCGCGCCAUCAAGGUCUACAAGACGAGUAUUCUGGUCUUCAAGGACCGCGACAAAUAUGUGACGGGUGAAUUCCGUUUCAGACAAGGUUACAGCAAGAGCAACAACCGCGCGAUGGUCAAGCUGUGGGCUGAGAAGGAAAUGCGUAACUUGCGCCGAAUCUACGCGGCCGGCAUCCCGUGUCCCGAACCCAUCCACCUGCGUCUCCAUGUCCUGGUGAUGGGCUUCGUGGGAAAUUCGAAGGGUAUUGCCGCUCCCCGUCUCAAGGACGUCGAAUUCAACGUCCCGGAGCCGGAGGCCAAAUGGCGCGAGAUCUACUUGGAACUGCUCGGGUACAUGCGCGUGAUGUACCAAACCUGCCACCUGGUCCACGCCGAUCUGAGCGAGUACAACAUGCUUUACCACAAGAACAAGCUCCACAUCAUCGAUGUCAGUCAGAGUGUGGAGCACGACCACCCCCGCAGUUUGGAGUUCCUGCGUAUGGACAUCAAGAACAUCAGCGACUUCUUCCGCCGCAAGAAUGUCGACGUCCUUUCCGAACGUGCUGUUUUCGAAUUCAUCAUUUCCGCCGACGGCCCGACCACCGUCACCCCGGCCGAGCCGAUGCUCGAGGCCGUCGAGCACCUCUUCGCCACGCGCGCCGAGAAGGCCGAAGGCGAGCAACAGGGCGAGGACGACGUCGAUGCUGCUGUGUUCCGUCAACAAUACAUUCCCCAAACCCUGGAGCAGGUGUACGAUGUCGAGCGUGACGCCGAGCAAGUCCGCGCCGGCAAGGGCGCUGACCUCGUUUACCAGAACCUUCUCGCAGGCGGGAAGCCUUCUACCCACACCGACGACGAGGAGGCCGGCUCCGACAUCAGCGGCGGCGUGUCCGUGGAAGGCUCCGACUCGGAAGAGCAAGGCGAGCAGGACCCCUUCGCGAAGAAGGCCCCCCGGGGUAAGCGUUUCGAAGACAAGGACGAGAAGCGCGACCACAAGCAAAAGGUCAAGGAAGAGAAGCGGGAGAAGCGCGCCAACAAGAUGCCCAAACACAUGAAGAAACGCCUGGUUUCUUCUUCCGCGAGGAAGAAGAAAUGAUCCAUCCAUUGAUCAUACUUGAUACCUAUUCUCUUUCGCUUUGAAGAUCUUGGAUGUUUUGGGCUUGGGAAACAAUAAAAGUUGGUUCGGAUGCGCACGAUCUCAUGAUGUUUUAUGACUGGGUUGCCUACUUGAUUGGUUAUGGUUGGAUGCAUAUAUAUCGAUUCUAUGAGCAUAUAGACCUGCAUAUGGAGUGGUGAAUCUGAGAUACAUAGGUCUUUUUUCCUUCCUCUUUUAAAUGUUGUGGUGGCCAAAGACCAUCUCUAUACCAAUAUUUUCAGGCAGUUCAGUAAGGGCACCAAAGCAAGUUCUCCCUCUUUGCCAUCCACACCCCUG